UAGGCCCUCGUGGCUCAGUAGAAUUUAGUGUAGGUAAUUCCUGGCUGGGAGAUGGUGACCUGUGAAUGAUGUGCCUUCCGGGCCUUCCCCCUUAAAUUGUAGGAGAACGGCACGCCCAGUCAGAUUGACUUUGCUGUGGAAAUGCUUGACCAACAUUAUGGAACAAAGAUGAGUUGAACACCAUUCUACAAUCCCACGAACUGUGCAUGGUUUUGUAAAGGCUCCGUGACCUCUCUUCACGAAACCCAUUGACGUCAUGAUUGAACUUUUGGCCAAUGUACACGAUCGCUAUACAACAGUACUAGUGGGUACGGUACAUGUACGGCUUAUCUUAUCCAUAGCUAGCUGGCGCUCAGCGGUGAAUCUCCGAUACAUGUACGGCGGAAAGGAAGCUUGAAAAUGGCCGACCAAGGAGGUGCAAAAACUAAGCGGACCAACGAAGAGAAACCUGAAACUGUGAGAGGACAAGUCUUCGAUGUCGGUCCACGCUAUGUUACCCUGAACUACAUCGGGGAAGGGGCUUAUGGAAUGGUUUGUAGUGCGGUGGAUACACGACACGGAGGCAAGGUGGCUAUCAAGAAGAUCAGUCCGUUUGAGCACCAGACAUACUGCCAACGAACCCUCAGAGAGAUUAAAAUCCUUACACGCUUCAAUCAUGAAAAUAUUAUUAAUAUCCAAGAUAUCAUCAAGGCAGACACAAUUGAAGCCAUGAGAGAUGUAUAUAUUGUUCAAAGUCUAAUGGAAACAGACCUGUACAAACUGCUCAAGACCCAGCCGCUGAGCAACGACCACAUCUGCUACUUCCUCUACCAGAUCCUUCGAGGGCUCAAGUACAUCCACUCGGCCAACGUGCUUCACAGGGACCUCAAACCAAGCAACCUGCUGCUCAAUACUACCUGUGAUCUCAAGAUCUGCGACUUUGGACUUGCACGGAUAGCUGACCCCGGCCACGACCACACAGGUUUCUUGACGGAAUACGUAGCGACGCGAUGGUACCGCGCCCCCGAGAUCAUGCUGAAUUCCAAGGGUUACACCAAGUCCAUUGACAUCUGGUCGGUCGGUUGCAUUCUGGCCGAGAUGUUGAGCAACAGACCCAUCUUUCCUGGAAAACAUUAUCUGGAUCAACUGAACCACAUCCUGGGAGUUCUAGGUUCACCAUCCCAAGACGACCUGAAAUGCAUCAUCAACGAGAAGGCCAGAGCCUACCUCCAGGGACUACCGUUCAAGUCCAAGAUUCCCCUCAAGUCACUCUUCCCGAAGGCUGAUAACAAAGCUCUUGAUUUCUUGGAGAGGAUGCUUUCCUUCAACCCUGACAAGAGGAUAACUGUGGAGGAAGCUCUAGCACACCCCUACCUGGAACAAUACUAUGAUCCAGAUGAUGAGCCUGUCAAAGAAGAGCCGUUCACAUUUGUCACGGAGCUGGAUGAUUUACCAAAGGAGAAACUGAAAGAGAUGAUCUUUGAAGAAGCCAGUAAAUUCAACCCAUCCCCAAGCCCCAAUACUAGCUGAAAUUAGACAUAUGGAACCUUCCCGACAACUGCCAUAAAUGUACAGAGGGGACACUAAAUGGACAGAUGGAUCUUACAAAGCAAAGAAGGAAAGGAAGGAAGGGAGAGAGAUAUUUGUUUAUCAUAUUUUUCUGGGUUGUUAUUUGUAACACAGCAGUGGCUAAUAUUUGACAAGAUGUAUUACAGUGCAGCUUCUAAAUUGUACAGGUUCUAUGGUAAGGGUUUUUUAGGGGAAUCCCCAAGAAGUAGGGGUCUAGAUAUGACAACAGUUAAUGGGAGGAGAUAUAUACGACAGGAGUCAAAUUUACAAGACUAUUUACAGGAAUGUCAGUGCAUGUAAAAUGUCAUGAAUAACUAUGAAACAUCAAACUACCCCCC
Messenger RNA from Strongylocentrotus purpuratus (purple sea urchin), 1886 nucleotides. Its product is annotated as MAP kinase. Gene Ontology annotation, biological process: protein phosphorylation; intracellular signal transduction. Lineage: Eukaryota; Metazoa; Echinodermata; Echinoidea; Camarodonta; Strongylocentrotidae. Gene Ontology annotation, cellular component: cytoplasm; nucleus. The record is from RefSeq and is marked provisional. Gene Ontology annotation, molecular function: MAP kinase activity; ATP binding.